AACAUCUCCCUAAUUUCCCCGGUCUUUUAAGUCUUUACGGCUCCCAUAAGGAAUACUGAUACACUUCCACUACUGUGGAUAUGGACAACCAAAACCAACAAAACAACAGAUCCAGUAAUGGCGCCGCCGGUGAGGAGACUCCUGAGCCUCUCUACACCAAGUUCCAGAGAGAAACAAAGAGAUCGGCCAAGAAGGAAUCCUACAUCGCCAAAUUCUGUCCCUGGUUGUUUAAGAAGUCGACCCCAACCGAUGUACAGGAGUCAACGGAGCCGGGUAAACAACCAGAAAUACCAGAUGUGGCUCCCAAGCCAGCGUCGGUGGAUACAUCUAUAGUUCACGGUUAUGAGAACGAAGAGCUUUGGCUUGUGAGAUGCCUCAUAAAACCAGAUGACGGAGAUUUCAAGGCAAUCGGGAUCUUCGGGAUGCCAGAGGUCGGAAAAACAGCGCUUGCCCGGUUGGUUUUCGACAACGAUUAUGUGAAGCACUACUUUCUUCCCAGGAUUUGGGUAUCCGUGCCCGGGACCGAGACGCUCAAGAAGCAAAAAGUUCUUGAAACAAUAUUGGGGAAACUUGAGGUGGAUGAGAAUACGAUCGCGGAAUUCGCUCAACGUGGAGUUGCUGCACUGCUUUAUGCUGUUCGCCUGAAGUUGGCCGGAAGAAGGUAUCUGAUCGUCCUCGAUGGCGUUAGUAAAGAUGAUGAUUGUUGCCGCAACCUAAUAUCUCCGGCCGACGACAACGGCGACGAGAAUAAAUAUGAGGAAUUUUCCUUUGCGUUUCCAAAGGGUAGUGGCGGAGCUGUUAUUGUGACGAGUAGGAGGAAGGAAGCGGCAGAGAGGAUGGUGGGGGAGAAAGAAAAGGGGAAAAUUUUGUAUACCCCUCGACCGAUUGAGGAUCUGGAUAGUUGCUUCUCAAUCUACAACUCCGUUCUGAAGAAGAAAGUGUCUACGAUAACAGAGGACUUGAAAAAGGAAUUCAAAUUGAAGUCCGGCGGCCUUCCGAUGGCUGCGAGAUUGAUGGCGGAAAUCAAGAAUAGAGGAGAUGAUGAUCAAAACGAACAAGAUCAUCAAAACGUAAGAAGUGGAACAGAAAACAAUGAAAAUGUGCCAUCACAAGAAGAAAACAAUGAAAACGUUGGAGAUUCUCAAUUGGAAAACCAAGGAACUGUUAAUCCUCCAACUGAUGAAUCACAAUCACUGUAGUUUGAUAUUUUUUUUGGGGGCCCCUAUUUUGUAUCUCGUUUUUAUAAUUAUGUGUUGGGUUUGUUGUUGAUUGGUGAUGGCUUCACUUGUGAUAGUAGUAGCACUAAUUAGUUCCUCCGUGUUGUUAUUAUUGCUAAAUAAAUUCAGUGUGCAUCC
Rubroshorea leprosula is the source of this 1355-nucleotide messenger RNA. NCBI's taxonomy places the organism in Eukaryota, Viridiplantae, Streptophyta, Magnoliopsida, Malvales, Dipterocarpaceae. The record is from the annotation of a GenBank genome assembly.